Molecule: messenger RNA, 591 nt
Organism: Closterium sp. Yama58-4
Lineage: Eukaryota; Viridiplantae; Streptophyta; Zygnematophyceae; Desmidiales; Closteriaceae
Source: the annotation of a GenBank genome assembly
AUGGCAGUUUCGUACAGUGUCACAAAGGGUCGAGCUCGCAAAGUGUCGUUCGGAAUGAAAUCUCGAGCCAUCCUGUUCGCGGAUGUGCGUGUCGCCGUUCCGAUCCAGACUGAAUCCGCCCUGGUCACAUUCCACCUUAUCUUCCUCGCCAACCUCGCCGAACACCGCGACCCGAGCCGGGCUCGCCACUGCACUGGGACCGAGUCGUCACUCGAGUCAAAAAACACGCCAGCAACAGCAGCGACUAAAUCCCGGGAGCGGUCGAUUUUUUAUUUCAGGAGUCUGAAAAGCGCCACCUGCGACGGCGGAGGCGGCGGCUAUGAUAGGACAUACGGCGGAAGGCAGCAGGCGCGCAGCUAUGCGCAACAGGCGGGGGGAGGGCGGCCGCGGACGCCAAUGGCGGUGCCGUUCCAGGUGACACCUGAGGAGGCCCGGGCUCUGUUGCGAGAGCACCUGACGGGGCACCUGCUGGCGCCCGCCAUUGCUGACGUGGACUCGUGUGUGGUCCUACUGCUGUGUUACAACUGUUCUGGACUUUUUCUGCUGAUGCCUCCCUCGCUCGCACCCUGUCGCAAGUGCGGUGCGGUGUAG